Periophthalmus magnuspinnatus is the source of this 2555-nucleotide messenger RNA. RefSeq names its product KICSTOR subunit 2 (gene kics2). The coding region runs from base 255 to 1595 and encodes 446 amino acids. The transcript is spliced from 3 exons. The record is from RefSeq and is a predicted model, not a curated record. Gene Ontology annotation, biological process: protein localization to lysosome; negative regulation of TORC1 signaling; cellular response to glucose starvation. Gene Ontology annotation, cellular component: KICSTOR complex. NCBI's taxonomy places the organism in Eukaryota, Metazoa, Chordata, Actinopteri, Gobiiformes, Gobiidae.
GAGUUUCCGUAAGAUUUACGUCCAGUAUGGCGUUUUAUUUGUGUUGGGUCGGUCUCGCUGGUAAGCAUCGGUAAAAUCUUUCUUUUUUUCUUCUAGUGCAUGAAAGUAAGCAAAUUAGCAUCAUGCUUAAUUGUUUCCUUAGUAAAAUUAAAGUGCGAGCGCUGUAAACGUGUACAUAAACAUGAAAUGACGUAACAGUUACAGUUAGCCAAAGUUAGCUUACAACCAACUGUAACCAAUAAUCUGAGUCCAUUAUGACUGACGUGGAGGAGCAGCGCCCCGUUCCUCGGGAAAGAGCCAUCCUGGAGAGCUUUUUCACCCAGCUCGGGAUUUUUUCUUUUGACCGAGCCAAAGACUAUGUGGAGAGGGAGAAGGACAUGAGCAGGAGUGCUGGAGCAAUGUGGGCCGCUCUGCUCGCUGCUCUGGCUCAUCUGGCCGCCGCAGAAAAAGCCUACCACAACAUGACUUUUUUGGGACAAAAAAUAGGUGGACAGUCAUUCUUCAGUCGCAAAGAUUCCAUACGAACAAUCUACACGUCUUUGCACAAUGAGUUGCGCAAAGUUGUCACUAUGGGUCGGCACACUCAGUCAAGCUCCACCUCAUUCCUAGAGGAUCUACUGUCUCAUCUCUCAGAACAGCUAUGCUACUUCACACAGGCUCGUGUAGAGAUGGCAGAUUUGUAUGAAAAGAUGCUCUCAUUGGGUGCUCAGAAGAAUAUUAACUUAGAAGAACUGAUUACCACAUUGGAGACAGUCCUACACAAAUACAGCUCUAAAUUUCACCACCCCAUAGUUGGUCGCCUGGAAGAAGGUUUUCAGACUGAACUUGAUGUGGUAACCCAGUUACUUCGUUGCCAGGCCCAGAUAUCAGAGUGGCACUUUUUGCCAUCUCUGCUUAGCCUGCAUGGUGCCCAUUCAAAACUUAACACAUGGGGUCAGCUUUUUCAGAAACAAAAAGAAACCCGUAAGAAUCUUUUUGGGGGUCAGUCUCAGAAAGCUGUACAGCCCCCUCAUUUGUACUUGUGGCUCCAGCGCUUCUAUGCAGCUCUCCUUGCCAAGUUCAGUUUUUAUUUUCAUGAAGCUCUGAGCCGUCAAACUACUCCAGCUGACAUGAGAACGCUGACUGCCCGCACUACACCAGACUAUCAUGGAAAGAUUUCAUCCUUCAUUCGCAAACAUGAUGCCAGCAAUGUGUCUCUGGUCUUCGAUAACCGUGGCUCAGAGAGCUUUCAGGGGCAUGGCUAUCAUCACCCACAGUCCUACAGAGAAGCACCUAAAGGUGUGGAACAGUUUCCUGCGGUGGUGUCACUUCCGUCAGGUGAACGUCCUCUGACCCACUGGCCAAAUGUUAUCAUGAUGAUGGGAGAUCGAGCUGUAGAGCUUAAUACACUGGAAAAGGUAGUGCAUUUUUAUGACGAUAAAGUUCAAAGCACCUACUAUCUAACACGGCCUGAGCUUCACUUCACUCUGGUGGUCAUCUUUGAUGGCCGGAAGUCAGAGAAAGAUCUCUAUAUAACAGCCUUUUUGCAGGAGAUCUCAGGUUCUCUAAGGAACUCCAAACCUUUUAGCACACUAAAACCUGGUUCAAAGGGCUGAUCAAACCAUGUUCAGAGAUCCUAGCGAGAACUAUGGUUUGUGAAAAAUGUAUUCUUAAAUUUUUUCAAAGUUUUAUUUUACUUGGGCAAAAAUGUUUGUGACCAAACACAUUGUUUGUUAGCUGUUUUUUCUUCAUUUGCUAUUUUAAAUUAAUUGUUCACUUUUAUGUUAUUCCUUUAAAUAUUCUACAGUAUAAGAUAGACAUCAUCAGCAGCAUACAUUAAACUUUGUUUUCUUUCAGGGAAUAUUUGAAAAUGUUUUGAUUGAUAAAAUAAUUCAAUAUUUUAUGCUUUUUAUAGUUACAAUAUCAACAAUUCUUGAUAUGGAUAGGCUGAUUGAGUGUUGAAAAAAUGCCAUAACUUCUAUAAUAAAAGUCUAAUUCAUCUUUAAUUGAUCUUUACAUGUGUUCAAAGUGUCCUCUGAAGAAAGAAAAGUAAAAUGUACAAUGUACCGCAACAUACAAAAAAAUUAAUUGUACCAGCAUUCAUUUUAAUAGUGGGUGUCAGUGCUAUAUAUCAGUGGUUCCCAACCAGCUUUGUCUCAUACUCUUGAGUACCCGCAGACAGGGGUACCAAAUAAAUCUGUUUACUAUACUAGUAUAUUGUGAAUUGCUUCAAUCUGUCUAAAAUGUUUUAUUGCACUAAAAAACACAGAAUAAAAAUUGUCCUUAUUAUGAGUGCUUGCAUCUCCACAAAACUUACUCUUAUUUGACCUGGAGGAGGACCUCCACAUGGAAAUGUUCUUUUGGCUAUAAUAUUCGACAAUAUGGCAUAAUAUGGAUCUAUGGACCAAGGGGUCCCGUAUCCCUGGUUGGGAAACAUUGCGAUAUAUCGAUAACAAACAUUCUGUUACGUUAAGACUUGGAUGCUAAUAAUUUGAUGUUUAUUUAUAUUAUAAAUACAACACAAUGAUACAAUCCAUUUGGCUAUAUGAGCUUAUGUGUAGGAAGCUCGGGUGUCA